GUCAACUUUUAUAAAGUCGGGUGCUGCUUGUUUUUGUGAUAUCUAUUUGAUUUCAGGAUCUUUGAAGUGUGAAAGAUAUUUUUGAUUGAUCAUUACCACUUAUUCUGCCCGUGCCGCCCUUCAGUAACGGAACUAUUAGGUAUUAUUAAGUGCGAAAUACGAGGCAACCGUUGAAUAACUUUGAGAAUCAAACUCGAUUACGCAACUCAACUCUCCAUCUGUCCCGCGAGAAUUUCACCUUGCCACUGUGUAUAAAACUCGCAACUUACUUACAAGACCUGUCACACCUCAAACCUCGAUUCAAAGACACGUAGUUGACUUCGGAUCACGAUGGCUACAAAUCUGCGUGGCGUGGGGGAGGGGCAAGGCAUAGGACAAGCUCUGAAGAGUAUGUUAGGAAAGGCCACCACGGCGGUACCAGAACAGAAGAACGAUAAAGUGCAAUUAGUUAAUAGGGCCGGGGAAAGCAAGAGUCCAUAUGUUCGCGCACACUCUUCGAAUCCUGUUGCAUGGCAGCUUUGGGGAGAUGAGGCUAUUGACUUGGCGCGCCGAGAAAACAAGUUAUUGUUUGUGAGUAUUGGUUACAGUUCUUGUCAUUGUAAGUUUUUCGUUCCGCGAUUCUUAGCAAGUGGGUGAUCAAAAGCUUACGGGAUGUAUUAAGGGUGCCAUAUAAUGGAGCGCGAGUCCUUCGAAAACGAAGAGGUAGCUGCGAUAUUAAAUAGCUCAUUCAUACCUAUCAAAAUCGAUCGCGAAGAACGUCCGGAUAUUGAUCGCAUUUAUAUGAACUUUGUGCAAGCUACAACGGGCUCUGGAGGAUGGCCACUGAACGUCUUCCUUACACCGAGUUUGGAGCCAGUGUUCGGAGGGACAUAUUGGCCAGGACCAAGUAAGACGAAAGCCUUCGAAGACCAAGUCGACUUUUUGGGAAUUUUAGACAAAUUGAGCACAGUUUGGUCAGAACAAGAACGGAGAUGCAGACAGGACUCGGCUCAAAUUCUGCAGCAGUUGAAGGACUUCGCAAAUGAGGGAACAUUGAGUAACAGGUUAGGAGAUGCCGUGGACAAUAUUGAUCUCGAAUUACUGGAAGAAGCCAACCAACACUUUGCGAAGAGCUUUGAUAAGAAGAAUGGAGGUUUUGGGUCGGCUCCAAAGUUCCCUACUCCUUCAAAACUGGCCUUUUUGCUCCGUUUGAGCCAAUUUCCGCAAGCUGUACUUGAUAUCGUUGGCAUUCCUGAUUGUGAAAAUGCGAAGAAUAUUGCCAUCACAACUCUACGGAAGAUGGCUCGUGGUGGAAUUCAUGAUCAUAUCGGGAAUGGAUUUGCUAGGUAUUCUGUCACGGCUGACUGGUCUCUUCCUCACUUCGAAAAAAUGCUUUACGACAAUGCACAACUACUACAUGUCUACUUGGAUGCUUUUCUUUUAUCAAGGGAUCCGGAGUUUCUAGGUGUUGCAUACGAUAUUGCAGAUUAUUUAACAAUCACUCUUUUUCAUCCACAGGGAGGAUUUUGUUCUAGUGAAGACGCCGAUAGCUAUUACAAAGCUGGCGAUACCGAGAAACGAGAAGGUGCCUAUUAUGUUUGGACGAAACGAGAAUUUGAGAACAUUCUUGGCACCGAACAUGAGCCGAUACUGUCAGCAUUUUUCAAUGUUACUAGUCAUGGUAACGUAGCUCAAGAGAAUGAUCCACAUGAUGAAUUCAUGGACCAAAACGUGUUGGCCAUUUCAAGUACUCCAUCUGCAUUGGCAAGCCAGUUUGGUAUGAAAGAGGCUGAAGUUAUAAAGGUCAUCAAGGAAGGCAAAGCGAAACUAAGAAAACGCCGAGAAGCUGAUCGAGUAAAGCCAGAUAUGGAUGACAAGAUUAUUGUGAGCUGGAAUGGUAUUGCGAUUGGGGCAUUGGCUAGAGCAUCUGCAGUUAUUAACGGUUUCGAUCCAGUCAAGGCUCAAGACUACCUAGAUGCGGCUCUUAAAACGGCCAAGUUUAUCAAGGAAAACCUAUAUGAUGAAAAAUCCAAGGUUCUCUACCGGAUUUGGCGUGAAGGAAGAGGUGACACUCAAGGAUUUGCGGAUGAUUAUGCAUUUUUAAUGGAAGGGCUUAUCGAUUUAUAUGAAACUACAUUUGAUGAAAAGUGGCUUCAAUGGGCUGAUGAACUUCAACGUAAGUCAUUUCUUAUCCUCUAUCUAAUAUAUUACUAAUUGUAAUCAAUAGAAUCUCAAAUAAACUUCUUCUAUGACGCAAAUAAAGGUGGCUUUUUUUCAACCAUCGCCUCGGCACCAAACGUGAUCCUUCGUCUUAAAGAGGGCAUGGAUUCUGCUGAGCCCUCCACAAACGGCACAUCCUCCUCGAAUCUCUACCGCCUAUCUUCGAUUUUGAAUGAUGAAUCUUAUGCAAAGAAGGCGAAUGAGACAGUCAAGAGUUUUGAAUCCGAAAUGUUACAGUAUCCUUGGUUAUUCCCCAGUUUCAUGCCAGCAAUAGUAGCUAGUCACUUGGGUGUAAAGAGUGUUGUGGUUCAUGAGGUAGCUGGUGAUACCAUAGCUGAGAAGCGAGUUCGAGAAUUUCAAAAGGCGCCCAGAGGUGGAUUGGAAUCGCUUGUUCUGUUGAAUUCAUCUGAGAGGAAUGGACAGUGGUUGAGAGAGAGAAAUUCUCUGCUGAAGGACACGGGGAAGAACGAAAAGACUAAGAUACUAAUCUGCGAAAAUGGGCUAUGUAAAGAAGAGGAUGAGGUAUUCUUUGUGGACUCGGGUGUAAAGAUGGAAAGUCCCAAUGAUGGUGAAGGGUUCAAAAUGGCUGGUUUGCAGGGAUCAUUACCGAAUUUGGAAGGAAAUGCAAAUAAGAUUUAAGGAGGGAGUAAAAGUUCAGAGGCACAUUUGAAACAGCUUGAGCAGCUAAACCUAGCGUCACGGAUGCAAAAAGGGAAAAUUGGGUAUACGUACGCUCGUGAGUACAGAGCGUUUCUCACAGUAAAUAAAUCUUUGUAGUUAGCCACACUUGGAAUUCUUUUUAUAUGUAGUAGGGUGGAAAGAAGGAAAGAAGGAAAGAAGGAAAGAAGGAAAAAUAGCGAUCAAGGCGUUAAUAUGGGC
Molecule: messenger RNA, 3078 nt
Organism: Sclerotinia trifoliorum
Lineage: Eukaryota; Fungi; Ascomycota; Leotiomycetes; Helotiales; Sclerotiniaceae
Source: the annotation of a GenBank genome assembly